Molecule: messenger RNA, 7620 nt
Organism: Drosophila innubila
Lineage: Eukaryota; Metazoa; Arthropoda; Insecta; Diptera; Drosophilidae
Gene: fs(1)h
Product: homeotic protein female sterile
Exons: 10
Coding region: 289-6621 (2110 amino acids)
Biological process (GO): regulation of DNA-templated transcription; chromatin remodeling
Cellular component (GO): chromatin; nucleus
Source: RefSeq, a predicted model, not a curated record
CAGUAGCAGUAGCAUCAUCAGCAGAAGCAGAAGCAAAAGCAACAGAGCAGUACAUCAUUGGCUGCUCUGAGCGGGUGUACAAAACAGGACGCGAGACCAGGACGAGACGGCCCCGGGCGUGUGUGCGUUGUGUGUGUGUGCGUCGGCCGUCUCAGUCAAUUUGAGGAGCAACAACAACAAUAACAGCAACAGCAACAUUAGUUGAUCUUAGCAAAAAAAAAAAACAAAACAUAACAAUAAUAUUAUAACAGAAAGCCGAUCACAACACUAACAACAACAACAAUAACAAUGUCAUCCAACGAACCACCGCCACGUUAUGAGCCCGCUGUGGAGCCCAUUAAUGGUAUUGUUCAACCACCGGUUGUACCACCACAGGAGCGACCGGGACGCAAUACAAAUCAAUUGCAAUAUCUUAUUAAAACCGUCAUGAAGGUCAUAUGGAAGCAUCAUUUUUCAUGGCCAUUUCAACAGCCCGUCGAUGCAAAAAAAUUAAACCUGCCCGAUUAUCACAAGAUCAUUAAGCAACCAAUGGAUAUGGGUACGAUUAAGAAGCGUUUGGAGAACAAUUAUUAUUGGUCAGCCAAGGAGGCAAUACAUGACUUUAAUACCAUGUUUACCAAUUGCUAUGUGUAUAAUAAACCCGGUGAGGAUGUUGUUGUUAUGGCCCAAACACUGGAAAAGGUAUUUCUCCAAAAGAUCGAAUCGAUGCCCAAGGAGGAGCUUGAACUGGAGCCGGUAACGGCGAAAGGUGGCAAAAAGAAACAACGUGCACCGGCCACACCCAAAGCGGCGACAAGCAGCGCCAGUGGUGGACUCGGUGGUGUAACAGCAUCUGGUGGUGUUGCUAGUAGCAGCAAUGCAACAACAGCAGCGUCAGCAACCAGUACACCAUCAUCUGGCAAAGCAGCGCAAUCCUCACAGCUGCCUUCCAUGGGCCUGCCACAAUCAGCGUCAUCGGCAGUGGCAACGCCAACGUCGGCAUCAGCGGCUGCAAAUGCCCGAACGGUUAGCGCAAUUGGCGGCAUGGUUUCAUCAACGGCCGGAGGCGUUGCACCGUGCAUACCACCGAUUAGCACAAUGCCACCGCAUACGGUGCCAGGCAGCACGAAUACAACGACCACGGCGAUGGGUGCGACGGGUGCUGGGGCAGCGAAUGCGGCACUAAAUGCGGCCAUGGCUAGCCUUUUAAAUCCUGCGCAGAGUGGCGGUGCCGGCUAUGGAGCCGGUGCCCAAGAAACUCCCCUUUUCAACAGCUCCAUGCUCGAUGACAGAAACGCUGCGGCGGUGGCGGCAGUAGCACAAUCGGCAGCUGUCGUGGCUCAAGCAGCGGCAGCAGCAGCAGCAGCGGGUGCUGCAAGCGGAGGAGGAGGCGCUGGAAAAGGAGUGACAAUACCAACGGCUGCCGUGAACGCCGCCAACGCGGUGCAGGCCUAUGUGAAUAGUACGGCGGGUGUGGGUGUAGGCGUUGUCGAUGCUGUGAUACCACCACAACAGCCGGCUAAAAUGAAGAAGGGCGUCAAACGGAAGGCAGACACCACAACUCCCACAGCGAACGCAUUCGAAUCGCCCUAUGCCCAAAUGGACUCCAAAGCGGCCAAAAUAGCGACGCGGCGGGAAUCGAAUCGUCAGGUAAUUGGCAAGAAGGAUCUUACAUUCCAGGGCUCGGGGUAUCCAAUGUCACCAUUGGGUGUCGCUGGUGUGCCUGGUUUGGUUGCCGGCGGUGCCGUUGGCGGUGUGGCGGGUGCCAAGUCCAAGGAGAAACUAUCGGAUGCACUUAAGUCAUGCAACGAGAUACUCAAGGAGUUGUUUUCGAAAAAGCACUCCGGCUAUGCAUGGCCCUUCUACAAGCCCGUGGAUGCUGAGCUGUUGGCACUGCACGACUAUCACGAUAUCAUCAAGAAGCCAAUGGAUUUGGGCACCGUCAAGCGUAAAAUGGACAAUCGCGAAUAUAAAAGCGCGCCGGAAUUUGCGGCCGAUGUGCGAUUAAUAUUCACCAACUGUUAUAAAUAUAAUCCGCCAGAUCAUGAUGUUGUUGCCAUGGGACGCAAACUGCAGGAUGUAUUCGAGAUGCGCUACGCUAACAUACCCGAUGAGCCGGUUGCGAAUGCGGCCCAUCAUCAUCAUGGCUACACGAGCACCUCCAAGCACGAUGCAAGCGAUUCAUCCAGCGAGGACUCCAGCGAUACCGAAAACGAGUCCAACUCCGAUGAGGAGCGCAGCGCAAAGCUAAAAAUGCUCGAGUCCAAGCUGCUUGGCCUGCAGGAGGAAAUCCGUAAGCUGGUCGAAGAAGCCUCCGCCAAAAAGAAGGCCAAAAAGAAACUCAAGGAGAAAAAGAAGAGCUUGGGCCCAGCCAGCGCCAGUGGCGGCGGUGGUUCCCAUCAUCAUCAGCAUGCACCAAAUGCUGGCAAUGCAACACACGGCGGCGUCACAAUGCCCGCCAAUGUGGCAGCCCUCAAUGCGGGCGGAGCUGCUGGCGCCAAUCUGUCAGCGCUGUUAAGCGGUUCACUGGUGGGUGCUGGCGCUGCUGGUGUGGCAGGCGGUGUCUCCGGAGCGGCAGCAUUACAGCAUGCCCACGACAUGGCCUUGGCUAUGAGCCAGCUAACGGGCGGCGGUGCCGCAGCUGGAGCGGGCUAUGCAACUGGAGUGAAUGCAGCGGGCGUUGCUGCUGGUGGUGGUAAAGCGGCGGCUGGUGCAUUGGCUGGCGCACUGGCAGCUGGAGCGGCUGCUGGUGCUGGCGGUGCUGGCAGCGGUGGCGGCGGCAGUAAAGGUGCUAAGUUGAAGGGACAGCGCGGCACAAAGGGCGGUGCGGGCGUGGCAGCUGGCGGUGCAGCGGGCGGUGCAGCCGGAGCUGGUGCAGCCGGUGUCGGUGCGGGCGCUGCUUCCGGCGGCGGUAGCGGCGGUGGCAGUGGUGCCAAUGCGAAACGCGGCAAGAGCAGCAGCAGUGCCGGUGCUGGAGCUGGUGGAGGCGGUGCUGGUGCCGGUGGUGGUGCCGGUGCGCGCGGCAGCAGUAAAAAGAAGCCCAGCCAGGUGAUGAAUUUCGAUUCGGAAGAGGAAGACACCGCCAAGCCCAUGUCCUACGAUGAAAAGAGACAGCUCUCGCUGGAUAUCAACAAGCUGCCAGGUGACAAACUGGGACGUGUGGUUCACAUCAUACAAAAUCGGGAGCCAUCGCUGCGCGACUCGAAUCCGGAUGAGAUUGAGAUCGAUUUCGAGACACUAAAGCCGUCGACGCUGCGCGAGCUUGAAAGCUAUGUGGCGUCGUGUUUGCGCAAAAAAACACGUAAGCCAUAUUAUAAAAAGCCUUCCGGUAAAUCGAAAGAUGAGCAAAUGGCCGAGAAGAAACAGGAACUGGAGAAACGAUUACAAGAUGUGACCGGCCAAUUAGGCGCUAGCAAGAAAACGGCCAAGAAAGAUGAGACCACAUCGAGCAAAGUUGAAGCUGUGCAGCCAGCAAAUCCUGUGUCGUCUAGUUCAAGUUCCAGCGAUUCAUCGUCCUCAAGUUCGAGUGAUAGCAGUUCGAGUGACUCGAGCGAUAGUGAAGCAGGUGAUGGUGACGAGCGGCCACCACGCAAGAAAAAAUCACGUGAUUCGAAUGGAAGCAAUGUAAAUAAUAAUCCAAACCUGGCUGCCAACUUGCUCAGCAAUAUGCCUGGUAGUGGUGGCAGCUUAGCGCCGAGUGUGCAAAUGCAAAUGCAGCUGGAUCAGGUGGAUCAGAUGCUGUCGGCUGCGGCGGCGGCGGCAAACACGCCCACAUCACAAAUGACUAACCUUCUGGGCAAUGUUAAUCCAAUGGCCGCGGCGGCCAUGCUGAACAACAACAAUAAGACAGCAUCCACGGGCGGUUACGCUGGUGCCGCUGCUGCUGUGGCCAAUAUGUUGCACGCGCCGUCGCAUCAUAAGAAUGGGCUAUCAGCUAACGAAUUGCUUGGCAAGACGUCCGGUGGUGCAGCAGCUGCUGCUGGAUUGCCACCGCAUGCCUAUGGCGGAUCAGUAGCAGCAGCAGCAGCAGCGGCAGCGGCAGCAACGGGUGCAACGCAGCCGGGCAGUAUUGGUGGCAUACGCAUUGCGAGCAAUCUGCACAAGCAGCCGGAGUUAAGUGAUCCUCAUGCGGCACUUACGGCUGCCUUGGCAUCAAACGCCAACAAUAACAACAACAACAACAACAGUAGUAACAGUAACAACAACAAUAACAAUAACAACAAUAACACUGGCACACACAACACUGGUCCAUUGGGUGUGGGCGUGAAUGAAGCAUUAACUAGCGAGUCGUUGGCCGCGGGUCUCAAGCAAAUACCACAGUUUGAUGAUCCCGUGGAGGAGUCGCUGGCAUCGAUGGAGAAUAGCGCCUUCUCCACUGGCAAAUCGUCAUUGACGGAUAACUUUUUAAUGACCCACCAGGCGCAUCUGAUGCAGCAGCCAGGCAAUCAGCAGCAACAGCAGCCACAGUUUGCUUUACAGCAGCAACAACAGCAACAACAACAGCAGCAACAACAGCAACAACAGCAGCAGCAGCAGCAACAACAACAGCACAUGGAUUACAUGACGGAACUGCUGACGAAAGGUGCUGAGAAUAUGGCUGGCAUGAAUGGAAAUCAUCUGUUAAAUAAUAGCAUAUUCAAUUUGGACUUGGCAGCAGCAGCAUAUCAACAGAAACAGCAGCAACAGCAGCAACAUGGGCAACUCGCUCACCAGUCGCAGCAACAGCAGCAGCAGCAACAACAACAGCAACAAGCGCACAAUAAUGGCUAUAAUGUGCCUGACUUUAGCGGCAUGCCGGGCUUUGAUAAUCUUACUAUGACACCAUCAUCAAUACUCGACCAUGUGGGGCCAAUGGCAGCGAUGCUAAUAGGCAAUGUGCCCGGCAAGCUUAAAGAUGGUGAUCAACAACAACAACAACAACAACAACAACAGCAGCAGCAGCAGCAUCAACAACAUCUUCAACAGCAGCAGCAGCAACAACUGCAGCAGCAUUUGCAGCAGCAGCAACAACAACAACAUCACCACCAUCAGCAGCAACAACAACAUCAUCAUCACCAACAACAACAACAACAACAACAACAAUUGGCUCAGCAGCUACAAAGCAGCCAGUCGGCGGCCAACAAAAUGUUGAUAAUACCGAAACCCAUCGAGUCUAUGAUGCCCAGUCCGCCCGAUAAGCAACAAUUGCAGCAGCAUCAAAAAGUGCUGCCGCCACAGCAAUCGCCCUCCGAUCUAAAGAUGCAUGUUGGUGGUGGCAUCAAUGCAAGCAAUGCGCAUGCCGCCGGCUUUGCGCAGGGCUUCAAGAUGGUUGAGCAGAAUCUAAAGAAUGCCAGCUCGUGGUCAUCACUGGCGUCGGCCAGUUCGCCUCAGAAUACGGCGACGACAUCGAGCAAGGCUAAGCCGGCCAUGGACUCGUUCCAGCAAUUCCGUAACAAAGCCAAAGAACGCGAUCGUCUCAAGCUGCUCGAAGCGGCUGAAAAGGAGAAGAAACACCAAAAGGAGGCUGCCGAAAAGGAGCAGCAACAACGCAAGCAUCACAAGUCCUCCUCAUCGUCAUCAUCAUCCUCGUCGGCUGCUGCCGCUGCUGCUGCAGCAGCAGCUGCUGCCACACAAGCUGCUGCUGUAGCCGCAGCUGCCGCUGUGGCAGCCACUGCUGCUUGCGGUGCCAACAACAACACCAGCAGCAGCAACAGCAACAACAAUAACAACAACAAUAACAGCAACAACAGCAGCAGCAGCAGUAACAAUAACAACAACAACAGCAACAAUGCCGGCAACGCUUCAACACAGUCCGUGACGCAGAGCAGCGGCGAACGAGAGCGGGGCAAUAAUGCCACAGAUGCAUCUCGCGUUGGCAUUGGUCUUGGUCUUGGCCUUGGCAUGGGUAUCGGCGGCAUUGGCAGCGGUGGCAGUGGUGGCAACAACAGCAGCAAUUCGGUCAACAGCAACGGACCCGGCAGCGCUGGAAGCGGCGGCAGUGUUGGCGCUGCCGGUGGCACAAAUAGUGGUGGCAGCGUCAGUGGCGGCAGUGCUCUCAUCAAUGUUAGCAGCAAUAGCAACAGCGGCGUCGGAAGUGGUGCAGCUAGCAGUAACAGCAAUAGCAGCUUAAGCGGGGUCAUUGGUGCCACUGGAUCCAAUAGUCAAGGUGGCAACAGCGGUGGUGCUGGUGCUGUUGGUGGGGUUGCUGGUGUUGGUAGUGUGGGUAGUGUGGGUGGCGUCGGCAGUGGCGUUGGUGGUACUGCAACAAUUGGUGGCACUACGACCGGCAAUGGACACCAGACGACCAGCAAUGCACAGGCACAACAUGCAGCAGCAGCAGCGGCGGCAGCGGCAGCAGCAGCACAAGUUACAGCAGCGGCAACAGCUGCUGUCCUUGCUGCCUCACCCCUGGGCGCCAUGGAGAGCGGGCGCAAAAGCGUGCACGAUGCACAGCCACAGAUAUCGCGUGUGGAUGACAUCAAGGCGUCCCCAGGUCAGGGUCAGAAUUCACCGGCACAGCAAUCGCCGCAGGAUCGUGCGGCUGCUAAACGUGCCGAGCAACGACGAGCGGAGCAGGAGAGACGCAGACGCGAGGCGCUGGCUGGCCAAAUUGACAUGAAUAUGCAAAGUGAUCUAAUGGCUGCCUUUGAGGAGACUCUGUAGGCAACGGCAGCGACGGCUGUGUCGUCCCCCAGCAAAAUCAACUGCAAAUCCUCAAGCGUUGCCAUCAAAUUGCAGACGACGCAUAAGCGGAGAUCGCAUGGCAAAGAGCAACGCAAAUAAGAGUAACAGUUUAAGUAAAGUGAAAAUAACAGGAAAUGUAGCAGUAGCAGUAGCAGUAGCAGCGAACAAGGCAAACAAGGAGGGUGCGAGAGUGACAACAGCAUGCAUAUGGCUAGGCUGGCACUACAACAACAACAACAACAACAACAAGAACACAAAGAAGAACAACAUCAACAUCAACAUCAACACCAACACAAAGAACAUCAAUAAUAUACAUACAUAUUAGACCAGCAACAACAACGGCAACAACGACGACAAUUUAACAACAAUUGUUAAACAUAAGCAAUGUUUUAAGUAAUUACACUUACAAUUACGAUUACAAUUACAAUUUAUGAUUACAUACAUAGAAUGCAUAUACGUACAUACUUCACUUAGCGAGUAUAUACCAAUAAACAUGUACAUAUGCAUGCGUAUGUGUCUCUAUAUGUAUUAUGUAUAGAGUGUAGCAGAAGCACAGACAACAAUCAACAACAACAACAACAAACGGUAACAAAACUAACAAGGCAUAUUUCCUUUGGUUAUACAAAAAAAAAAUAAACAGUUCGUUUUUUUAUAAUUAUUUUUAAUAUAUUAUUAUAUUAUAUAUAGAAAUUGUAAUAUUGAUUAUUGAUUUGUAGGCUUUUAGGUUCUAAUUCUAUGAUAAUGAACAACCAAUACAAUUUUUUUUUUUUUUUUCUUUAGAAUUGUUAACUAAUUUAAACUUUUAAGUGCAUAUACAAACCGACAAAUCCAAUUUUUAAACAUCAAAAAUUAAAUGUAAUAUACUCUGCACACGCAUACGCACAAUAAAUGUGUAUGUGUGUGUAGGAAAAUUUGGCUGUUGCGUUCCCACAACACAGAUACACCGCCUGCCACACAUGCGAGGACAGUAAACAAAAA